AGAGGGGGGGCGGGCCGGAAGUGACGCGUUCCGCGCGCCGUGGGCGGGGCCUCGGGGUCUCUUUCCGGGGAGAUCCGCGGCGCGCAUGGAAGAAGCAAAGACUCUAGGAAGUGCAACGCCCAGAAAACCUGUCUUAUCUGUCAGCGCAAGAAAAAUCAAGGACAAUGCAGCCGAUUGGCAUAAUUUAAUCCUGAAAUGGGAAGCCCUCAAUGAUGCAGGCUUUGCUAUUGCAAAUAACAUCGCCAACACGAAAAUCAGUUUAUUGAGCAAAGACAAGGUCGAGCUAGAGAGCGGCUGCCUGGCUCGCGAUGAGGGUGCGGAGCAGAGGCCCCCAGAAUACAGCGCGGAGCUCGAGGCGCUGUGCGAGGAGCUGCGGGCCGUCCUGGAGAGCUUGACCAAAAUACAGGUGAAAAUGGAAAAGCUCUCCUCAACUACCAAGGGGAUUUGUGAACUGGAGAAGUACCACUAUGGGGGGGACAGCAGGCGGCCCCCGCUGUUCCACACGUGGCCCACGGCCCACUUUUACGAGGUUGCCCGCCAGCUCUGCGCCAUGUACGAGGAGGAGCUGCUCCUGAAGCGCACCAUCGUGGCGGAGCUCGCGCACACCACGGACCGCGACCUCGCCCUGACCUACCUGUCGCUGUGGCUGCACCAGCCCUGCGUGCGGAGCGACAGCAAGCUGCUUCUGGAGAGCAUGCUGCUCGAAACGGGGCACCGAGCGCUGUGACCGCGGCUUCGCGCGGGAUUUCCAGGCCCCGCCUGCACCGCUGGCUUCCACGGCCCCCAUGUGGGCAGGCUUGCGUGUGGGACCCAUGCGCGUUCCCCAGCGCCACACCCGGGCUCUGGCAUGGCCCCCGCCGACCUUCCAGGGUCUUCCAGAUGGGACUGUCUCACCGGCUCCCUGCAGCCACUCCAGACAUACGUGUUAGCGUCCGCAGGCCGUCUGCCACUCUGCUUCACCUGUCCCCAUUGUGAACCUGUCGCCCACAAGGGCCUCGCAUGAAAUAAACGAGCUCCUCAGCAGAA
This is a messenger RNA of Pteronotus mesoamericanus, 1026 nucleotides long. It is a transcript of the gene CINP, whose product is annotated as cyclin dependent kinase 2 interacting protein. The transcript has 5 exons. The coding region runs from base 86 to 727 and encodes 213 amino acids. Lineage: Eukaryota; Metazoa; Chordata; Mammalia; Chiroptera; Mormoopidae. The record is from RefSeq and is a predicted model, not a curated record.